This is a messenger RNA of Cydia pomonella (codling moth), 6849 nucleotides long. RefSeq lists its product as uncharacterized. The transcript is spliced from 19 exons. The record is from RefSeq and is a predicted model, not a curated record. The coding region runs from base 1091 to 3436 and encodes 781 amino acids. Lineage: Eukaryota; Metazoa; Arthropoda; Insecta; Lepidoptera; Tortricidae.
UUCUCUGUCACUCUAAUUACGUGUUCAUUGGAGUAAAAGAGAAAGAUCCCCACAAUUUGCGAAUUUCGGUUUUCGCGGUAGGCCCUCUGCAAUUUAGGUUUACGUCUGUCCUGUGGAUAUAGUCUAAUUUUCUGAUUUAACUUUUAUCCGCAUAGCUUUUCUAUUAAUCUGUGUAAUAAAGCCAUUGCGUAUAAGCUGUAAAUUAUUAGCCACGGGACAAUAGUUACAACAUAUUGUAAAAUCUGUGUAUAUUAUAUCAUAUAACAUAGGUAUACAGAUUUUAGACCUAUAAUGGCUAUAAUAGGUAUGGCCCUCCAUAAUCAAUGUACCUACAUUUGAAAUAGAUAUAUGUUACAGUUUCCUACACAAUCAUAACAACUCUAAUUAAACAAGAGUUUAUUAAAUAUAAAUAGCUAUUCCUCAAUAUCCUUACUACCCCCUUGGCCCCCAUUAUCCUUAAAAUGUUACCUCUUUAUCCUUAAAUGGGUAAAAUAUUUUUUUCACUGGCAACAUUUUCGAGUCAGGGACCUUGAUUUCUUGUAGCGGCAUCCCCGACCGUUAGUUUGCGCAGGUGGCGCUCCAAGACGCACGCAUGCGUUACGCUGCGAGCCGAAACGUGCAUUGACAGAAUUACAUUAACAUUUAUUGUACAAAUAUUAAUAAAAAACCAUUAAAUACAAACUUUAACAAAUACAGUGUGCCUGUGAAUUAACAAGGAAUAAAGUGUUCAAGUUCGAAAUUAAUAAAAAAUAUACAAAAAUCGAUUGUAAAAAGCGACUUUUCUUUAUUUUCUGGUCGGUUUUCUCGCUGUAAACCGUCUUGGAGGUAUCGUGGGUGUUGUAAGUUUUGCAACAAGUGCAGUUGGCUAGUGUCGGGAACUGGUUUUCGGGGACCGUUGGGUUUUUUGUUGUUUAUGUUCAUUUAGGUGUGUUGUUUUGCGAGUUGAGAGUGUGUGCGGUGAGCGGGCGCCCGGCGAUGCUGCAAUCCCGUGCAAGAGGCUCAGGCUAACCUGUCAUCUUUGCAUGAUAUCAGACUCGGCGGUGGUGUUCGGGCUGGUUUGCCGAAUGAUGUGUGGAUCGAGGCACCCGACAUGGCUGCGCUCUCCUGCUACCAGCCGUGCCGGUCGCACCUCGCGCAGCCCGCUAGGUGCCUAGACGAAGAGGAGGAGCGGUUGGCGUCGGCCACCCUCUCCCUGCGGCGUCGGCAAUUCGUGGAGAGAUGCCACGAGCCGCGCCCGCGCCCCGCCAUACCUGAGGUUUCCGUCAAGCGGACGCGCGAAGAGCUAGCGAAGCAUGCGGCACAAAACCCGGUGAACCGCCGGCUCAAUGUGGAGUCGGGCUGGUCCAAGGUCGAGGAAGUGAGGAAGAAGUUCGAGAGGGCAGCGGCCGAACCCUCGUACUCCAGGUCCUUCGAGUCGCCCCCCAGACGGCGUCUAGCAGACUCCCUGUUCGCGAGCUUUAAGCUGCCCCGCAAGAAGGACGCCAUGCUGACGCCGCGCGCCCCCGCGCAGCAGAAGCGCAAGAGCGCCGUGGAAAUGUUGGCUGAGUCCAAGGCAUUCUACGUCAAGUCCGAGACUGUGCUGGAUCGAAAACAAGAGCUUCCGCUUAGGGUAAGCAGCGGUUUGGGUCAAGCUAUCGCUGCCGGUGGCUGCCACCUGGUCAGCUCCAGUACGCUCAACAACGACUGCUGCAAUCCCUAUGCUACAACCGGUCGCGCUACAAGCACGCGGCGAGCCGUAAGCGCGGGGGAAGGACUCCAGAGCACACUCAGAAGGCUGCUGGGACAUGCUGACAGUAGGGAGAAUAUGUACCCUCCACAUUAUACACCGCACAAAAUGUACGCAGAGCCCAGACGCCUGAAAGACUACCCCGGGGACAGGCCGCCCGGCACGCUGUCCGGCACCUCCUCGUCCGGCUCCGGCUCCAAGCCCACCGACAAGAGACCCCUCAACUUCGACGCGAGGGUGUUUUUCCCCGAAUCAUUUGUCAUACCGCGACAGCAGGUGCGGGUUAAGAACACCUACUCUAUACCGAGCUCCGCAUCCAGCCCUGAGAACAUCGAGUUACCCGAGCCAAUGUUAAGCGCCGAAGGAUCACCGCCGGCAGAAGCCAUUGACGCCAUAAGUCCCCCGGCGCAGUACGCUCAUUCUGCUCCUAGAUACAUCAGAUCGAAUUCGCACUCGCAACCGAGCAUGCGCGAAGAAGAUGGAUGCACAAAUAUCAACAGUCACAAGUCACUCCCAGACCUACAUACACAAGCGAGAGGCUACCACGAACAUGCGGGAAGCGGCACGGACACGAUCGGGCGCUCGCCGCGCCGGCGCCGCCACUCCACGCACCAGAGGACUGCGUCCUGCUCUUCCAAAGGCACAAGGUCUAACCAUUCUUCGCUAAUGUCGAGCGAGGCAUUUUCGGAGCAUCCCUCGCCCGGUGAAGAAAACUAUCAGUCUUACAAUAGCCGAUGCGGCUCCUCGUUCGCCCGCGACUCGGGCGGCUCGUCGGGGCACUACACGCAGCACAGCGCGCCCCCCGCGCCGCGCCCCGCCCCCAGGGACCCGCGCGACUCCGGCUGCUCCACCACCGAUCGCUACGGCGGUUACUACGGCUCCUGGGCGGGACUAGAAGAGUGCUACGUGUCCGCGCCGCCCCAGUUCCAAGACGGCGCGCCGUCGCCGCCUCACGCGCCGCCGCCGCCGCUAUAUCCUCCACGGGUGGGCAUACACUUCCAGGCGAGCGCGCCUCCCCCUCAGUUCCAAGACGAGCCUUUAUACGACUACAAUGACUACGACUGCGCCACCUACAAGCCGCCCACCAAGUGCCACGGACGGAAGGAGUACGCUUCUAGAGAACGAGACUACAACAGGUAUCACGAGAGCGGCGCAGAGCCUAUCAGCAAACAACCGCAGUACGCAGAGCGACGCGCGCGCAUUGACGAUUCGCAGGAAUAUGUUAAUACCAGCCAGAUGUGUCCUCCCGAGGAAGUAACAUCUCCACUGGGAACGUUCAAACGUCAGCGCUGUUUGCGGUACAAGCAGCGACGCCCGAGACCAAUAUUACGGUCGAAAUCCGACAUCUCCGACAGGUACCGGCGCAGCGACGGGCGCAGCGCGGCGUCGGCGCCGUGCGAGGACGCCGCGGCCGCCAGCCCCGAGGAGGGCUCGGCGCUGCAGCAGUUCUUCGAGCGGCUCGGCCUGGAGCCCCGGCAGUAUGACGCGCUGCUCAGAGACGCCUUGCCCGACAGUCCCGUGUUCUUCUCGUCUGCGUCCACUGUGGAUUCUAAUCAACUGGCCAAUGCUGCGGAUUAUACUGUCCAAGGCCCCGGCGUCCAAAAACAGAUCUACCGCAACACGGAACCGCCAAGUGUAGUGGAACGGAACGCGCGUAUCAUCAAAUGGUUAUGUCAGUGCCGCAAGACGCAGAUGCAGACGCCGCAGUGAAGACGCCGCUUUAACGCAGUGAGGACAUUGCUUAACAUAUGACACAGAUGCAUUCGCAGUGUGGACACAAUUUAAACGCAGUGAAAACGUAGCAAGCCUAUUACCGCCAAAGACGUCAUCUGACGCUGCCUAAUAUCAAACUUCGCGAAUUCCGACAAAGUGUAACACGACGUGCCGCGCGCGUUAGGCGUGGCGUACAAAGGCUUAACUAUAGUCUGGCAAACCACUUUGUUAGUUGAAAAAAAGCGAAAUAAACAGUAUGACACGUCGAUAAAUGACGCCUAUAUUUCAAAUUUACCGCUUUUGACCAAAUUGGUUUGCUGGACUUUUAAACAUAGAUGCAGUUGCAGUGUACACUCCGUAUAAAGGCAGUUAGCGCGACAGUGAGAACAUAGCUUAACUGAAAAAACAUUGUCGCGGUGAGAUGGCGACACAGCCUAAGAAAUACAAUAUACAGUCACAAUGAGGACCUAGUUUAAAGUAUAAAUCUGAACAGCGGCAGUGAUAGUAUAGCUUAAUAAUAAUAUUACUUAGGUAUAUCACUCAAAUGUUGCUCAACACCAGCCUUAUAGCGCGUUGGCUGUCAAAGCCGUCACAGACGGGCGUACCGGACCGUGACCUUGGUCCGGUCAGCAUAUCUCUUGCUCGCUCUCACUUAUGACUGCGUCCUUAACGGACGUACAGCGGGCGACCUUACAUCGAUCGAACAUGGCUCGUACCGGACCAAAGUCGCAGUCCGGUACGCCUGUCUGUUGCAGCUUUUAAACUCGGCAUGCAGCGAUAAUUGGCCGUAGAGGCUUGAUCAAUAUGUGAAUCUAAAUGAAAUUAGCUAUAAGCACAGUGUGCAGAGUGAUAUAUUAAAUUCUGAGAGAAGUAGUCAGUAAUAAGAACGACUGAUUCUCAUAUAAAUUAAACAACUGUAUUAAUUAUUGAGACGAUAAAAUUAACGUCUGAAUAGUGUAAGAGUCAUCUGUAAAUGAAAUAAUUGAAUUACUAAAAUAUCUCAAAAUUUUGAAUUUUAAUAAGUUAAUGUAAGAAGAACCUAAGAUAGAUAGGUCAUAAUAAAUGUCGAUAUGAUGGUAAGAUUUCUGUUAUAAUGUGGUUUACUACCGAAGUGACAACAUCAUCAAUAUCAGGGUCUCUAUUGUUUCCCAUAAAGGUUUCAGUCAUAAUGUAUUGUUUGUCCGCAUUUUUGUUAGUCAUAAUUUGGUUUUUCUCAGAAACGCGUUACUUUUCAGGAUUGUCAUAAAACAAACCUAACCUAACCUAUCUAUAGGAUAACCUUACGAAAAUCCUGAGAAGUUAACGGUUUCAGAAUUAUGACAAAUGAUAAUCUGACAAUCAUUACAUUGUGACUUUCAAUAAUUAUGUUAAUAAAGGGAUCCGUCAAUAUCAUCUUCCUCGCGUUGUCGUGGCUUCUUGCCACGGCUCAUGAGAGCCUGGGGUCCGCUUGGCACCUAAUCCCAAGAAUUGGCGCAGGCACAUGUUUUUGCGAAAGCGACUGCCGUCUGACCCAACCCAGAAGGAAACAAGACCUUAUUGGGGUUAGUCCGUUUUCGUCACGAUAUUUCGGCUGUUGGAUUGCUCACCGCAACGUUUGUCAUUGGUUGUAGUUCUAAUAGUCAUUAGACGUGGGGUGAUGUGGCGCGCGCUGAGUGUUUGAAGGCGGCAACGUUGUAAUAAUAUCACGACAUACUAAAAGUUUCGCCGUAGUUCCGUACAAACGAAAUUUUCUGAGGAUAUGCAUGUAUUGCAGGUGUAAGAGUUUGCGGGAGGACAAUGUGAAAUAUACUGAGUUAAAAAGUUGUCGACUUGAAAAGUUGAAAAAAUGUAGAUAUGAUUCGUAAUAAAAUGCGUCUGUACGCGACAGCUUAUGGAAUGGCCAACAUAAAAAAAUGUUGAUGGUUUCGUGAUACAUACAGUUGUAAUUUAUAUAAUUAUGCUGUCACCUCGGAAGUAACUAACCCUUCUUAAUAAUACCUGAAGUCUUCACUAAAAUUACAAAUUAAUUCUUCGUUCAUUUUCAAUGCCGAAAUGAUUAGUUAAUACUUUUUCAGAAUGAUUAUUUCCAAAUCUCAUGCACUGAAUAAUAAUAAUAAUCGAGCUAUCGCGGGAAAAACAAUAAAAAAUUACAAUGCUUUUCUAACAAAUGUAUUCCGAGUUGAAUGUAAGAAAUUUGUUUUGCUCGGUUGCUUGAUAAAGGGCUUUUAUUUGUUGAAGAAUAACAUCAAUUCAAUCCUGUAUUUAAUCGCUAACCAUACUGUAUAGUAUGGUAAUAAUAUGUACAUAUAUUUUUUUAAUCAAUUGAAAAUAGUUUUUUUUGCAAGAUUUUCGGCGUUUAAAAUGAAUAAUUGUAAAUAAAUGUAAAAACGUAAUAUCAGAUAAUAUUUUUGAUCGCAAUAACUAAAGUUUGGAAAAAAGAUCAAAAAAUAUUUUUGUCCCUAACAACGUACAAGUCGCGAGCUUAGUGAAUGUGUUGUACAAUCUAAAUUGAGAUAGUGUGACUGUCUUACUUUAUUGAACUGUUUGGUCGACCCCAUUCAAUGCAUAGAGAAAAAAGAAGUAAUAGAGUGCUCACUCCAUACAUAAGUUUUGGUACCUAAAUGCUUAUUAUAUACGCAGUCGACAUCUAGCAUCGAGUAGCGGAACUCUCAGUACUGCUACUCGACAAUAGAUGUCGCGGCAAGCAAAAAGUCUAAUGCUCAACGAUUUUCCGCUAAUAUUAUAACCAUAGUAACCGGAACUCUAUUUUCAACUUCUACACUUACUCUGGUUAUAAUAUUAGCUGAAAAUCUUUGAACAUUAGACUUUUUGUUUGCCGCGAUAUCUAUUGUCGAGUAGCAGUACUGAGAGUUCCGCUACUUGAUGCUAGAUGUCGACUGCGAAUAUAAUAAUCAUUUUGGUACCAAAACUGAUGUAUGGAGUGAGCACUCUAUUACUUCUUAUUUCUCUAUGUUCAAUGCCAUGGACGCCUAAAGGCGUCAUGAGUUGUGUCCAUAGCGCCUAGGACGUAUACGUGUUAAAGUAGUAAUCUUACGUUCUUAAAAUGGUAUUCGAAUUUAGCUAAACUGACACAUACGUGCGUGCGUGUAUCAUUAGACAUAUUAGUCUUAAUAAAAAAUACUUCCGUGAGGCUUAGACAUAUUAAAUAUAUUAAAGCGGUCACUUACUUUUUUAAAGUCGAUAAUGCUCGACAAGUUGGACCGGUUGGAAGUCGUAUCGGUCGGGGAGUGAAGCGUUUUUAUACAUUUAAUAUAGGAAAUUUUAUGGGUCUAAGUUACAUAAAACUACUGUUGUUUUACUCCAGCAAAUUUUGAAUACCACGCACCAUUGACAUAUAUCUAAGGACGGGCCUAUAUAUUCCGCCCGUAAAUUAUUGCAGGUGACUGAAUAAACAUACCCUGUAUAUCUAA